Messenger RNA from Vombatus ursinus (common wombat), 2047 nucleotides. It is a transcript of the gene DNAJC2, whose product is annotated as DnaJ heat shock protein family (Hsp40) member C2. The transcript has 17 exons. The record is from RefSeq and is a predicted model, not a curated record. Gene Ontology annotation, biological process: regulation of translational fidelity; 'de novo' cotranslational protein folding. The coding region runs from base 101 to 1966 and encodes 621 amino acids. Gene Ontology annotation, cellular component: cytosol. Lineage: Eukaryota; Metazoa; Chordata; Mammalia; Diprotodontia; Vombatidae. Gene Ontology annotation, molecular function: ribosome binding; Hsp70 protein binding.
GGAGAGCAAGCGGAGGCGCGAGGGACCCGCCGGGGAGCUGGAGAGGGAUCGCGAGCGUCCCCAACUCGGGAGAGGAACCGCCGCUCGGACCAGCGCCAUCAUGCUGCUGCUGCCCGGCGCGCCGGACGGCCAGGGCACCGCCGUCACCCGAGCUCUGUCGGCGGCUUCUGUAAUCUGUCAAGUUGAACCCGUGGGAAGAUGGUAUGAAGCAUUUAUUAAGAGGCGAAACAGGAAUAUUUCAGCCUCUUUUCAGGAACUAGAGGAUAAGAAAGAAUUAUCAGAGGAGUCAGAAGAUGAAGAAUUACAGUUAGAGGAGUUUCCUAUGCUGAAAACUCUUGAUCCUAAAGAUUGGAAGAAUCAAGAUCAUUAUGCAGUCCUUGGACUUGGACAUAUAAGAUACAGGGCUACUCAGAAACAAAUCAAAGCAGCCCAUAAAGCGAUGGUUUUGAAACAUCAUCCAGACAAACGAAAAGCAGCAGGUGAACCAAUAGCAGAAGGGGAAAAUGACUACUUUACUUGCAUAACUAAAGCUUAUGAAAUGUUGUCUGACCCCGUGAAAAGACGAGCAUUUAACAGUAUAGAUCCUACUUUUGAUAACUCAGUUCCUUCUAAAAAUGAAGCAAAGGACAAUUUCUUUGAAGUGUUUUCACCAGUGUUUGAAAGGAAUUCCAGAUGGUCAAAUAAGAAAAAUGUUCCUAAACUUGGUGACAUGAAUUCAUCAUUUGAAGAUGUAGAUGCAUUUUACUCUUUUUGGUAUAACUUUGAUUCUUGGAGAGAAUUUUCUUAUUUAGAUGAAGAAGAAAAAGAAAAAGCAGAAUGUCGUGAUGAGAGGAGGUGGAUUGAAAAACAAAACAGAGCAGCUAGGGCACAAAGGAAAAAAGAAGAAAUGAACAGAAUAAGAACAUUAGUUGAUAAUGCAUAUAGCUGUGAUCCUAGGAUAAAAAAAUUUAAGGAAGAAGAAAAAGCCAAGAAGGAAGCAGAGAAAAAAGCAAAAGUAGAAGCAAAGAGAAAGGAGCAAGAGGCAAAAGAAAAACAAAGGCAAGCUGAAUUAGAAGCAGCUCGAUUAGCGAAGGAGAAAGAAGAAGAAGAAGUUAGACAACAAGCAUUACUGGCAAAGAAAGAAAAGGAAAUUCAGAAAAAAGCCAUUAAAAAGGAAAGGCAAAAACUUCGAACUUCGUGCAAGAAUUGGAAUUAUUUUUCAGACAGUGAGGCAGAGUCUGUUAAAAUGAUGGAAGAGAUUGAAAAGCUUUGUGAUCGUCUUGAACUAACAAGCUUGCAGUGCUUGAAUGACGUUCUUACGUCUACUACAAAAGAAGAAGGGAAGGCUGCUGUGGAAAAGCAGAUAGAAGAAAUAAAUGAGCAAAUAAGAAAAGAAAAGGAAGAAGCUGAGGCUCGUAUACGUCAAGCAUCUAAGAGUACUGAGAAAUCCACUGGUGGAGGUGGCAGUAGCAGUAAAAAUUGGUCAGAAGAUGACUUGCAGCUACUAAUUAAAGCUGUGAAUCUUUUCCCUGCUGGAACUAAUUCAAGGUGGGAAGUUAUUGCCAAUUAUAUGAACCUUCACUCUUCUUCUGGAAUAAAGAGAACUGCAAAAGAUGUCAUCAGCAAGGCAAAGAGUCUUCAGAAACUGGACCCUCAUCAAAAAGAUGAUAUAAACAAAAAAGCUUUUGAUAAAUUUAAAAAGGAACAUGGAGUUGUGCCUCAGUCAGACAGUGCAGCACCUUCAGAGCGGUUUGAAGGUCCAUGUACAGAUUUCACACCUUGGACAACUGAAGAACAAAAACUUUUAGAACAAGCUCUGAAGACAUACCCUGUGAAUACACCUGAGAGAUGGGAAAAAAUAGCUUCCGCAGUGCCUGGACGAUCAAAAAAGGACUGUAUGAAACGAUAUAAGGAACUUGUCGAAAUGGUAAAAGCAAAAAAGGCUGCUCAAGAACAAGUGAUGAAUGCUAGUAGAGCCAAGAAAUGACUAAAGUUGACAAUCUUUGUGUUUGUUUUUAUAAUAAAACUGCAAAUACUGUAUAAAUUUUCAUUCUUAAACUUAUACAAA